AUGACGGUGCGUGUUGUGUCCCUGCUCCCCAGCGCCACCGAGAUCGUGACCAAGGUGAUCUUGGCGCAGGGGCCGGCGCCGACAGUACAGCUCGUGGGGAAGAGCCACGAGUGCGACUACGGCCCUACCUCCCUGGCCGGCCUACCGAUCCUGACGGCUGCCAGGACCAAUUUCACCACAUCAGCCGACGUGGAUGAGCAGGUGCGCACCUCCCUGGCUGCAGGAGAGAGCCUCUACUCCGUGGAUAGGGACCUCCUCCGGAGCCUGAAGCCUGAUGUCGUUCUCACCCAGAGCCUCUGCAAGGUGUGCAGCGUCGACUUCCGCACGGUGCAAGCCGCCGUGGCGGAGAUGCAGCCCCCGCCCAUCCUGGUGGACCUGUCGCCCCAGAACCUCUGGGAGGUGCUGGACGACCUGACCCGCCGCAUCGCGGCUGUCCGCUCCAAGCUGGCAGAGAGGCGGGAGCAGCAGGGGACCCAGAGCCCCAGUGUGCUCAUGGCGGAGUGGACUGACCCCAUCUUUGUGGGAGGGCACUGGACCCCCCAGCUGGUGCACAUGGCUGGGGGGUCCCACGUCCUCAACCCUGGAAAUGACGAGGGCGGAGCGGGCAAGAGCUAUGCAUGCCCCUUUGCCGAUGUGGCCCAGGCAGACCCAGACUGGCUUAUCGUGGCACCAUGCGGGCUGGACAUCCCCACCACCAAGCGUGAGAUGGCACCCCUGGUGGCACAGCCUGGCUGGACAUCAUUGAAAGCGGUGAAGAAGGGCCAGGUCGUCAUUGUCGAUGGCAAUCAGAUGUUCAACCGCUCGGGGCCGCGCCUGGUGGACGCUCUGGAGUUCCUGUACUCCCUGCUGUGGAACGAGCCUCAGGCCAUGCCCGCGGGCUUCCCCUAUGAGAUGUGGUCGGACGCACGACAGGCCUGA
Messenger RNA from Auxenochlorella protothecoides, 918 nucleotides. RefSeq lists its product as hypothetical. Lineage: Eukaryota; Viridiplantae; Chlorophyta; Trebouxiophyceae; Chlorellales; Chlorellaceae. The record is from RefSeq and is a predicted model, not a curated record. The transcript is spliced from 7 exons. Bases 1 to 918 code for a protein of 305 amino acids.